Messenger RNA from Nematolebias whitei (Rio pearlfish), 1250 nucleotides. Its product is annotated as zinc finger protein 22. Gene Ontology annotation, biological process: regulation of transcription by RNA polymerase II. The record is from RefSeq and is a predicted model, not a curated record. The transcript is spliced from 5 exons. Gene Ontology annotation, cellular component: nucleus. Lineage: Eukaryota; Metazoa; Chordata; Actinopteri; Cyprinodontiformes; Rivulidae. Bases 114 to 1250 code for a protein of 378 amino acids. Gene Ontology annotation, molecular function: RNA polymerase II transcription regulatory region sequence-specific DNA binding; DNA-binding transcription factor activity, RNA polymerase II-specific.
GUCACGGAGUCCGCCGCUUCUCUGACGGCUUUGUGAAACGGGACGCGGAGAUGUUUUGGGCGGCGGACGAGUCAAAGCAGACUGUUUGAUUUGAGGAGCUGAAGCAGACAGCCAUGAAGAGUGCACCCCAGGAACACACCGACUCCUGCCCUGCGACCACAUCCACCACAGAAAACCUUCCUGAAGCUGAGGCUCAGCCGGUGCUCAGUGAACCACAUGCACAAGAGACGAAGAACAAGUCAAAUACUGCUGCUGAAACCACAAGCCCAACAAGAGCACAGGCAGCUGAGACACCUGCAAACAUGGCGGUCACCCCAUCAGCACACAGUGAGCCUGCUGUCCAGUCACACGCUGAGUCCAGGGACAAAACUGCAAGAGUCCCAACAGAACCAGGACCAAACACCAAAGCAAACCCUGGAAGGAAUGGGCAGAAGGUAAAGAAUCAGGGUAAAGGUGUAAGCGACGGCAAGAAAUAUGUUCUUUCCAAGAAGGCUAUGGUGGAUCCUCUGAAGAUGGACAUGUCUAAACCCAUAGUUAUGCCUCUCACAUCAUCUGAGCUCUCCCUGCAAUGCAUAGAGUGCCAUAUCAUCUUCAGUGACAACAAGAGCAAAGAGCGCCACCUGAAACUCAGCCACCCUGCAGAAUAUGAAGAGCGCAUUCUGAAAAAUGCUCUUUUUGCCUGCUAUGUCUGCGACCGCCACUUUACGAACUCUAUAGAGCUCAUGGCCCAUCAGAAGGCCCACACGGAGAAGAAACCUUUCAAGUGUCCGCUCUGCGGGCAGGCUUUUAAGAAGUCAUCUGAACUCACAGCUCAUAAAAAGAUUCAUUUUGGCGAAGAUGGUUAUGCCUGCACUGAAUGCGGCAAGCCAUGCAAAACGCUGACGCUGUUAAAGUAUCACCAGCGCACGCACACGGGAGACCGGCCAUAUAUUUGUAAGGAGUGUGGAAAGAGGUUCAACAUGUCCAAAGCUUUGCAGAAACACAUGGUGUCACAUUUAUCGGAAGGAGCUGAAGGACAUGAAGCGGACACCACAGUUAAACCGAAACGAAAGAAAAAUGAUGGUGCUUCUACAACAAAGUAUCCUUGUUCUAUCUGCAAGGCUACUUUCAAGACUCCAAAAACACGGCAACAUCACAUGAAAACUAAGCACAAACUUGCAGCAGCCAGUAUUACUCCCCCAGCUAGGUGCCUCCUCAUGCACCCCCACUGGAACUGCAGCAGCAGGUGUCAGAACCAACAGAGCUGGUGA